Daphnia pulex (common water flea) is the source of this 1222-nucleotide messenger RNA. RefSeq lists its product as uncharacterized. The transcript is spliced from 5 exons. The record is from RefSeq and is a predicted model, not a curated record. NCBI's taxonomy places the organism in Eukaryota, Metazoa, Arthropoda, Branchiopoda, Diplostraca, Daphniidae. Bases 38 to 1054 code for a protein of 338 amino acids.
UAGGCUACACCAGGACGACUGAACGGUGUAGCUCAAUAUGGCUCUUGCGGACGAUUGCUACAAUAAAUUUCGAUUUCAUCACUUGACUCCGUAUCUCGUGACAAUUGUGAGCCUGUUGUUGAUUCUUAUUCUACAUCAGUUCGUAGUUAUCAACGAAUUUCAAAUCAUCCAUUUCAAACAUCUACAAGGAGAGAAGAAACUGUUGGUUGUUUCAGCUGCUAACGAGUUCCCAUCUGCUGGCCAAUUUAAUUCCCUUUGUAGUUUGGAUGCGGAUCGAAGAGGUCCUCAUCAAAAAGUCAUUUCCUAUUCCAUCUACGGCAACUUUUCGCAGACGAAUGUUUCUAACAAAUAUUUGAAACCAUUUGGAAAUACAAUUAAUGCGAUUCCCGUCAUCUACCCAGGUUGGAUUGUAAGGAUUUAUCACAAUUUGACAACCGACGACGUCGAGUCUUGGGAAAUCCUCAAGAAGUCUCUGGACUUGGGCGGACGCCACGUCGAUUUGUGCAACGCAACGGAGAUUAUCCAACAGCAAAAUUUGGGCGAUAUUUUUGCCAUGACCUGGCGCUGGUUACCUUUGCUUGAUGACAUGGUGGACACGCUCAUGUCGAGGGACUCGGACAGUCACAUAAUACCUCGUGAACAGGAGGCCGUCAAUGAAUGGCUAGCCAGCGACAGAAUUUUCCAUAUAAUGAGAGACCAUCCUUGGCACUGCCGAUUUAUUGUUGGGUGUUGUUGGGGAGUCAAAGUCAGCCAGGAUCGUUCCACAAUUGUUGGCGCCGCAAGGAAAAUGUUUACCGAAAAUCAUUUGCACGAGUACGACUACGACCAGAAACUGCUAGAUAGACUCAUUUGGCCGAUAGCGACAACUAAUAUGAUGGCGCACGAUAGCUACUGCUGCGAAAAAAUUCCUUCCAGCCGGCCGUUCCCGACGCAGAGAAAAGAUGGUUUCUUCAUUGGAUGGAGAGCAGUACCGAAAGAAGAACUUCAGUUUCCAUGCCCGCAACGAUGCCGCCCAGCCAACGUCACAUCCCCAUCAGAUUGGAAUUUUUGUUGAACUUGCGAUGGCAUUCAAAAAGAAUUCUUGGGCCAAUUAUAACCCCAUGUAAUUCGUGUUCACAGCAAAUGGAUUUAUUUGUCUUCUUGUGAAUAUAUAGCUGAAUCGAGAGUGAAAGUGAUUAUAAUACAAGUAAUAUAAGUUAAUAUAAGUUUAUACAGUCCUUAA